Megalops cyprinoides (Indo-Pacific tarpon) is the source of this 2404-nucleotide messenger RNA. It is a transcript of the gene grinaa, whose product is annotated as glutamate receptor, ionotropic, N-methyl D-aspartate-associated protein 1a (glutamate binding). The record is from RefSeq and is a predicted model, not a curated record. Gene Ontology annotation, cellular component: membrane; Golgi apparatus; endoplasmic reticulum. Gene Ontology annotation, biological process: negative regulation of apoptotic signaling pathway. The coding region runs from base 167 to 1183 and encodes 338 amino acids. Lineage: Eukaryota; Metazoa; Chordata; Actinopteri; Elopiformes; Megalopidae. The transcript is spliced from 7 exons.
GGGGAAGAGGGAUCCGCGGCGCGCACCGACCGGACGUGCACAGGGCCAAGCGAUUAAAAACAUCAUAUUAUUUCCCCUAAACAUUGACCACAGAAGGAUCUGUCGUCGAGCUUACGGUACCUGAGUGCAACAUUUGCAACAACAAGUUCCCAGGAUUGCAGACACCAUGUCCAAGGACAAGAGCAGCUACCCUGGGAUGGGGGAGCACAACCCCCUGCAGAGCUCUGUGUUCGGCCAGCCCCCCCCGGCCGGCUUCGCUGUGCCCCCCCCAAAUUACACACAGGCCCAGCCCGGGGCACCCCCGUACCCCCCACCUGGAACCUUUGGACAGCCAGGCUUCGCCCCAGCCCCUUACCCACAGAUGGCCUACCCCCAGGCACCUUACCCUUCCUGCCCAUACCAGCAGGGCCCCGCCCAGCCCGGCUUUGCUGCCGACCCCAACGCUCCUCUGAGCAGCCCUGGUUACCAUGGUGACGUGCCCCCAUCUUACUAUGACAACGAGGAGUUCACCAGCUCGGGGUUCGAGGACAAGACCAUCCGGCAGGCCUUCAUCCGCAAGGUGUUCAUGGUCCUGACAGUGCAGCUGAUGGUCACCUUCUCCUUUGUGGCAGUCUUCACCUUUGUGGAUGAUGCUAAAAUGUUUGUACGCCGUAACCCCUGGACGUAUUAUGUGUCCUAUGCCAUCUUCUUCAUCGCCCUCAUCGUGCUGAGCUGCUGUGGGGACUUCCGCCGAAAACACCCCUGGAACCUGGUGGCAUUGUCCAUCCUCACGCUGAGCCUGUCCUACAUGGUGGGGAUGAUCGCCAGCUUCUAUGACACAGACUCUGUCAUCAUGGCGGUCGGCAUCACUGCGGUCGUGUGUUUCACCGUCGUCCUCUUCUCUCUUCAGAGCAAGUACGAUUUCACCUCCUGCCGGGGUGUGCUGUUCGUCUGCCUCAUCGUGCUGCUCCUCUUCUCCAUCCUCUGCAUCUUCAUCCGUCACAAGAUCCUGCACAUCGUCUACGCGUCCCUGGGGGCCCUGCUCUUCACCUGCUUCUUGGCUGUGGACACUCAGCUGCUCCUGGGAAACAAGAAGCUGGCCCUCAGCCCAGAGGAGUACAUCUUUGCAGCUCUUAACCUCUACACCGAUAUCAUCAACAUCUUCCUCUACAUCCUGGCCAUUGUGGGCCGUGCACGUGAUUAGACUGCCCCCUGCAGGAGUGGAGGGCAGGCAGAAGCCACUGAAUGUUAAGUGAAGUGAUAAUGAGUCUUUUAUUCUUUCCUUUCUGAGUUUGAAGCUCCCUCUCCCCUCCCUGAAACACUGCACCUGCAGAGGUGAGGGCAGAGCACCUCCCCUCAGGUCCUACUCUGGAACCUGCAACAUACUUCAGUACCUGAGUAGAAAAGAGUGAAGAAUCCUUUACUGAAAAAUCUAAUAUAUUCAUAGCCUCUGGUUUUCCACGUUCCUUGUUUGGAUCUCACUGAUUGGCUGAUACGUGCUGGUCUUAGAGGCCAGCUGAAGCAGCCCAGAUUGCUGUUAGUGGGUUUGCUUUGCACACUGCAUGGUGAGUGACGCUCCUGUAGGACUGCAUGAGGAGCUAGCGCAGGCGGGAGAGCCCGGCUUCAGAGUGCACUGCUACCCCCAGAACACAAACCAAACCCAUCUGAGUUGUAUCGAUUCCUGUGGUUCCAGGAGGAGAUGAGAUUUUGUGAGUAGAGACACGAUGUGCUUGUGGAAAUGCUUUUGUGCGAUUCUGUAGUGCUCGCUGUUGGGUUAGCUCCCCGGGUCUCCGCCUCCCGCCUCUGGUCAGUAUAGUUUCUGUUUGUGUUUUGCUUCUUCACAAUGAUUGAUGUGAAUUGUCAAAGUGAUGGGAUUUUAAACCCUUUUGUUUUGUAUGCGGCUGGCACUAGUUGUGAUGUCACUGAUCCAUAGCAAUGUAAAACUGCAGGAGGCAGUCAGAGGGACAGACGGCCCCUGUUAAUAUUAAUAUGUAAUUUAUGAUGUACUUAUUGACCUUACUGUAGAACCCCAGGGUUGCUGUAGGUCACUAGGCCCCAUGGCUGGAUGUAACAGUAUAUGAAAGUGGGUCAGAGCAGAACCAGCGUGAGUGUGGCUGAGCGGGCCUGUGGUUCCGUCACGCUCAUUGCAGUAGUUUAUUUGGGUCCGUUUAACCCUUUGUGGUCCAGGCUGAUCUGCAUGUCACUACAGCUCACUGCUGAACGAUGGGGAGUGCCCUUCUGCAUUACAGCCCUGUUUUUAUUUUCAUUUAACAUUUUGUAUCUACAGCAGAAAAAUAGUAAUUAAGGCAUAGAGUUAGUCUUGCCUUUGUAGUUGUUUCCACUGUAAAUUCACAUUUAACUGGACUUACAUUCCUCUGUACUGCUCCUCCCUUUUCAUUCAAAAAGUCCAAAUAAAAAAAGAAAA